AUACUUCAUGAUGACAUCACUGCGCAGGCGAAGAAUGUUGAGAAGUUGAAGGAAGCUGCCAAGGAGCUUGCAGACACACAGACAGAGCUGAAACCAGAUGUUGACCAGACACUUGGCUUCGUGCUUGACAAAUACGGAGAGUUGGACAGUCAGGUCACGAGUAGAACAACUACUUUACAAGCCGCCUUGGCUCAGUCUCAGACUGUCCAGGAAGGCUUGGACACACUGCUUAGGUGGAUUGAAGACGUUGAAGUUAAAGUUGAGAGAAUUGUUAACACCCCUAUUGUCACAAAGAAGGAGCCACUUGCUGAGCAACUACAAGAAGCAAAGAAUGUGUCGUCAGAUAUUAACAACCAUAAACCAAAUGUGGAUUCCGUUAAUGAAAAUGCAGAAAAACUGAUUUCGGAGACAGAGCCCUCAAAAGCCAGUGUCGUGAAAGCCAAAAUUGAUAAUAUGAACAAGAGAUACAAUAAACUUGACUCUGCUGUCAAAGAACGUGGAGACUAUCUCCAAGAGCUGCAGGACAAAUUGAAUGAAUUCCUCAAGGAGUUAGACGACCUGGAAGAUUGGUUGCUACCCACUCUGGAAACACUAGAAUCUCCUUCUCUGGACAGGAUGGAAUUACUGGAAUUAGGGAGCAAGUUGCUGGAUCUUGGACGUCAAGUUGAUGAACAUAAACCAGCCUAUGACGAAGUCACAAAGCUCGGCUCAGAUCUCAUGAAAGAUCCAAAAGCUCAAGAUAACAAACUUAUCUCGGAUGGAUUGGGCAAUGUGGAGAAGAACUGGCGUGCAGUCGGAGAUCUACUUCACAAACGAAAUCAACAACUUGCUGAUAGACAACGAGCUCACGAAAAAUUCGGCAUUGCGUUUGACAUUGCUAAAGACUGGCUGGACAACAUGGAUGGCAAGCUUGAUGAAUUAGAACCAAUUGCCAAAGACAUUAUCAACUUACAAGUUCAGAUAGAACAACAGAAGCCACUCCAAAGAGAAGUUGCAAGUUUCCAACCCAAGAUCGAGGAUGUUGUGCGUCUUGGUGAUAACGUGGAGGCAUUGACAAAACCAACUGGUGAGGUUGUUGCUGCUGUACCACACAGGAGAUCAUCCCAAGUAGCCCAAAUUCCUAGUGACAAACCAACGAGGAAACCAGGACAUGUCCGGAAGUCAUCAGACCAGAUGAUACCAUCAGAUAUUUUUACUGGCCCAUCGCUUGUUCAAAGAAAAAGUGACGAAGUCAGUGGUCGCUAUGGUGACAUCAGUGAUAAGUUGGCUGAUCGACAAAAAGAGUUGGAAGACACACUGGAGACUGUGAAGGCAAUUACAGACACAGAGGAGAAGCUGAAACCAUUGAUAGACUGGGUAGACAAGGUAGACGAGAAACUGACAUCACAAGAACCAAUUAAAAGAAAUAAAAUAGAACCACUCAAAGAACAGCUUGUUGAUCAGAAGGACAUUCAGGAGGACAUACAGACACAUAAAUCUCCUCUCAGUGAUGUUCUUAAAGAUGCUGAGCAGUUCCUGAGAGACAACAAAGAUAAACUGACACCAGAGCAACAGGCUGAAGUUGAGAAAAUGAAAGAUGAUUUGAAGGAUAAAUAUGAUGAUGUGAGUGCGAAAUCACUCGAAAGAAUGCGACAUCUGCAGCAGACACUCGAUUAUCUGGAAAAAGAUCAGGCAGAGAAGGCUGCAAUGGAACAGAAAUACACAGAACAGAUCACCGCUGUGCAAGAUAUACUAGAUUGGAUUCAGAAAACAGAAGAGAAACUUGGUUCUCAGCAACCAGCAUCUGAAGAUCUUAAACCGUUGAAGGAACAGGAUGUUGAGAAUAAGACGAUUCGCGAUGAUGUACUCGCCCACCAACAGCCCCUUGUGAUAUCAACUCAGAGUGCUCAAGUUUUGUUGGUGACACAUGCAGAUAAACUGUCACCAGACGAGAAAACCAAACUGGACAGUACAAUUAAGGAUGUACAUAAACGCUAUGAUAAAAUCAAUAACCAAUCAGAAUCAAGAGUCAAGCAACUGGACUCGUCGGUGGAUGAGCUGCAGAAAUUUGAACAUGAGUAUGUUACCUUUGAGACAUGGUUGUCUCGAUCUGAGCAGACCUUGCAUGCACUGAUGAAGGAUGUUGGCAAAGAUAACCCCACAGUGCGAAAACAAACCGACCAGAUGAAGACUUUUAAUGAGGAUGUUGCCGAACACAAACCAGAGCUGAAAUUCAUCUCCAUGUCUGGUCUGAAAUUCUUGGAACAUGCGAAGGAAUACAAAGUUUUGCUUGCUGACUUCCGUACUGACGCACUCCCAGCUCAAUUCAACAAAGACUUCCAUGAGACACCAGAGUCAAGCAUUAUCAAAAACAGGCUGGUCAGUUUGAGUGACCGAUAUGACAAACUCAAGGCACAAGGUGUCCAACAUGAACAGAAGAUGAAAGAACUGAAAGAAAAACACAAGAACUACAAGGAUGAGUUAGAUUCCCUAUUGCCGUGGUUACUGGAGGCUGAAGCUGUUGUUGCUGAGCAACUGGAACAACCAGUUGGAGCAGAACCUGAUGUUGUAAAAGAGCAAAUUGAGAAACUGAAGCCUGUGACUGAAGAGACAGUGUCUCAAGCAAAGAACAUUGACAAACUCAAAGAAACCGGGAAAGAUCUUGGCGAAACACAACCAGAGCUUAAACCCCAAACUGAUAAGACUGUUGGUGAUGCUGUUGGCAAGUACAAUAACCUGAAGGAUAAAUUGUCUGAGAGGAACAAUGCUUUGCAGACUGCCCUCACACAGUCCCAGGGUGUACAAGAUGGUUUAGACGGCCUGCUGUCUUGGCUGGAUGAAGUCGAACCCAAAAUUGAGAAAAUCAAUGCCAAGGAUGUGGACGUUGACAAAGAGGUAUUACACGGACAGUUACAAGACGUGAAGGUUGUAAUUACGGACAUCGACAAUCAUAAACCCAGCGUGGACUCGGUUAACACUUCAGCAGACAAACUCAUCAAAGACAGUGAACCAUCAGUCGGUAAAAUCGUGCAGGACAAACUUGAUGAUUUGAAUAAAAGAUACACGAAAGCUGCCGACGCUGCUAAAGAUAAGGGUGGUUAUUUGCAAGAUGUGACUGAUAAACUGAUAGAUUUCUUGGAACAAGUUGAUAAGCUGGAUGAUUGGAUGAUCCCUGUGCUGGAAACGCUAGAUUCACCUGAUAUGGAUCGUAUGGAGCUGGUUGAGAUGGGAGCCACUUUACUGCAAUUUGGCAACCAGAAAGAUGAGAAUGAACCAAUCUUCGAGAAUGUUGAAAAACUCGCCGAGGAACUACUCAAAGAUCCCAAAUCCAAGGACAAGAGUCAAGUGGAGGCUGUGGUUAAGAAUGUCAAAAAGAAUUGGAAGGAUCUUGAGGAUGCUCUGAAGAAACGAAACCAGCAGCUUGGCGAACGUGAAGACGCCCAUGCAGAGUUCAGCAAGUGUGUUAAAGCCACUGGCGAUGAGUUAGAUAAGAUUGAACACAAGAGAUGUGAAGAAACUAGAUGA
Saccoglossus kowalevskii is the source of this 3504-nucleotide messenger RNA. RefSeq names its product dystonin (gene dst). Gene Ontology annotation, molecular function: calcium ion binding; microtubule binding; structural molecule activity. Gene Ontology annotation, cellular component: membrane; intermediate filament; cytoplasm. Gene Ontology annotation, biological process: wound healing; intermediate filament cytoskeleton organization. Lineage: Eukaryota; Metazoa; Hemichordata; Enteropneusta; Harrimaniidae. The record is from RefSeq and is a predicted model, not a curated record.